AUGGCCAGAAUUAAAAGGAAGGGGAAGUCCGGAGCUGCAAAGAACUUCGUGACCAGAAACCAGGCAAUCGCAAAGUUGCAGGUCACAUUGGCUGACUUCCGUCGUCUUUGUAUCUUCAAAGGUAUCUACCCAAGAGAACCUAGAAACAAAAAGAAGGCCAACAAGGGUUCGACAGCUCCUACCACGUUCUACUAUGCCAAGGACAUCCAGUACUUGCUACAUGAGCCAGUGUUGAACAAGUUCAGAGAGCAGAAGACCUUCUCCAAGAAGUUGCAGAGAGCGUUGGGUAGAAAAGAGCUCGGUGAUGCUCAAAGACUAGAGAAAGCCCGUCCAAAAUAUACUUUGGACCAUUUGGUCAGAGAGAGAUAUCCAUCGUUUUUGGAUGCAUUGAGAGACCUUGAUGACCCUUUGAACAUGUUGUUUUUGUUUGCCAACAUGCCUGCCACCGACAAAGUCAGCCACCGUGUGACUAAGGAAGCAGGCAAGUUGACCAACCAGUGGCUUGCAUUUGUGGCUAAAGAGAGAUUGAUCAAGAAGGUGUUUGUAUCCAUUAAGGGUGUCUAUUAUGAAGCCAACGUGCGUGGCCAAGAAGUUAGAUGGUUGGUGCCAUUCAAGUUCCCCACCAACAUUCCUUCUGACAUCGACUUUAGAAUCAUGUUGACAUUCUUGGAGUUUUACUCCACGUUAUUGCACUUUGUAUUGUUCAAAUUGUACAGUGAUGCGGACUUGGUCUACCCUCCACCUAUCGACACAGACAAGUUGAAGGGUGUUGGUGGAUUAUCGGCCUACGUGUUGAAGACCAAAGAUGAGAGCGUGAGCUCUUUGCUUCCAGCUGAGCGUUCUAAUGAGACCGAGUCUUCUUCUGUCGAGGUUAAGACCCAGUUGUCUACCGAAGACAUCAACAAGGCUAAGGCUGCAGAUGCUCAAGAGGACGAUGACGAAGACGUUGAGGAAAACGUUGAACAGGUCGAGUUGGACGAGUUCUCACUGACUACCAAGACCCCAGGAGAUGUUUUGACGCAGCCAACCCAGUUUUCGUCGCCAUCGUCCACACUUUUCUCCAAGUUUGUCUUCUACGUUGGCCGUGAGGUAGCAUUGGACAUCUUGGAACUUUGCAUUUUGUCUGCGGGAGGAGUCAUCGUUUCUGAGAUUGCCGUGGACGACUUGAAGAUUAACAACCCCGAGGCAUACAGCAAGUUGGACUUGUCGACAAUCACGCACCAGAUCGUUGACAGACCCAAGGUCGCCAGCAAGGUAGCCGGCCGCACCUACAUCCAGCCUCAGUGGGUGUUUGACUCCAUCAACAAGGGCGAGUUGGUUCCUGUUGGAGAGUACGCACCAGGCGAAACUUUGCCACCUCAUCUUUCUCCAUGGGGAGAUUCUGGCAACUACAACCCUAACGAGCCUGUUGUUGCCAACGAAGAGAGCGAAAGUGAAGAGGAAGUUGAGGAAGACGAGCAACCAGAUGCAGAUGAGGAAGAGGAAGAGGAGGAUGAGGACUUGAAGGAACAGAAGGAAUUGGAGUUGGAGGCAGCUGGUGUCCAGUAUUCCGAGGUUGCAAGUGAGCCUAAGAAGAAGAGCAAGAAGAGCAAGAAGAGUGCCGAGGACGAAGAGAAGGAGUUGAAGACCAUCAUGAUGACCAACAAGCAGAAGAAGUUGUACAAGAAGAUGCAAUACGGAAUUGACAAGAAGGAGAGCCGGGUGGAACAGUUGGCCAAGAAGAAGAAGCAGCUUGAGAAGGCUAAGAAGCAGUUGGGCAAGGUGCAGAAAUAG
This is a messenger RNA of Sungouiella intermedia, 1773 nucleotides long. The record is from the annotation of a GenBank genome assembly. NCBI's taxonomy places the organism in Eukaryota, Fungi, Ascomycota, Pichiomycetes, Serinales, Metschnikowiaceae.